Protopolystoma xenopodis is the source of this 618-nucleotide messenger RNA. Lineage: Eukaryota; Metazoa; Platyhelminthes; Monogenea; Polystomatidea; Polystomatidae. The record is from the annotation of a GenBank genome assembly.
UUGCCUCUUACCUCAGAUAAAUUAUUUUCCUCAAUUUCUUCACUUUUCACAUUUCACUAUCAAGUGAAACUUGAAACAAAACAGGAACCCAGCUUUCAUUCAAAUUGCGUUUCUGGGAUCGCCGAUGCUGGAUCGCUAUUCUGCUCUAGUGAUAGUCUACACAGCAACCAAGUGGUCAUCGCUAAUAGUGCUGAGCUAAGCUGCGUUGGCGGUAUGAACCACAAAGCCACUUCUACCACUUUAAAGCUAUAUGAACGUCGAUCCAGCCUCAACAGUUCUAAUGUGUCCGAGCUACGUUCUUCUCGCUCUUCGUUCUCCGAUUUGUCGAUAUUUGCCAAGAACUCACACCUCCUUACCGACUUGAAUUCAGAUAGCCCAAAAGCCAACGAUUCAGAAAUCGACUCGUCGAGCACCAUGGGUGACAUUAAAAAUAACUUUUAUGAGGUAUCAGUGAAGAUGGCUAGUCAUGCCUGGAGGGGGAUGAGGGAUGCAUCGUCUUGGCGAAGGAAUAUUUCUCAAGAUAAGAAUGUAACCCUGGUCAAGCUAAAGUUGCGACAAGCUCAGCUUCGUCGGUCGAGGUCUCUUGAAGGGCUUAACGGACAAGUGAUCACUUGUUAA